Messenger RNA from Pogoniulus pusillus (Red-fronted tinkerbird), 1631 nucleotides. It is a transcript of the gene UBE2B, whose product is annotated as ubiquitin conjugating enzyme E2 B. Gene Ontology annotation, cellular component: HULC complex. Bases 92 to 550 code for a protein of 152 amino acids. Gene Ontology annotation, biological process: proteasome-mediated ubiquitin-dependent protein catabolic process; protein polyubiquitination; DNA repair. The transcript is spliced from 6 exons. Gene Ontology annotation, molecular function: ubiquitin conjugating enzyme activity. Lineage: Eukaryota; Metazoa; Chordata; Aves; Piciformes; Lybiidae. The record is from RefSeq and is a predicted model, not a curated record.
CCGCGGAGGGAGACGCCAUUGCGGGUUGUUUGUGCAGGCGGCGGAGGGAGGCGGUGGCGCUGAGGCACGGACUCUUUUCUUCGCGGCGAUCAUGUCCACCCCGGCGCGGCGCAGGCUGAUGCGCGACUUCAAGAGGUUGCAGGAAGACCCUCCUGUGGGUGUCAGUGGUGCACCAUCUGAGAAUAAUAUCAUGCAGUGGAAUGCAGUUAUAUUUGGGCCAGAGGGAACACCUUUUGAAGAUGGUACCUUUAAACUAGUCAUAGAAUUUUCAGAAGAAUAUCCAAAUAAGCCUCCAACUGUUAGGUUUUUGUCAAAAAUGUUCCAUCCAAAUGUCUAUGCAGAUGGCAGCAUAUGCUUAGAUAUCCUGCAGAACCGCUGGAGCCCAACAUACGACGUCUCCUCUAUUUUAACUUCAAUCCAGUCACUGCUAGAUGAACCUAAUCCCAACAGCCCAGCGAACAGCCAGGCAGCACAGCUCUACCAGGAGAACAAGCGAGAGUAUGAGAAGAGAGUGUCAGCCAUCGUGGAGCAGAGCUGGAACGACUCCUAACAGCUGCCAUGGUCCUCGCUCCCCGUGUCCGACCUCCCCCCUGUAGAGAGGCUGCCAAGGAGUUCCAGUGCCACAGGCCUAAGAAUUUGCAGAAGCAAACAGCCGUUGCAAACCAAAUCCAGCCCAGUCUAGGAAACUGCAAAGCUCGUGUGUCUUGGUUAACAUCCUUCUGAUUGCAUGGUAUGAACUAAGUUAUUGCUCCCUGGGUUUGUAAGAUAUCCUGUUUGUAUUUUUGUUUCCCAAUGUCUGAUGUUGGUGUGGAGGUCUCCUGAUGGGACAGACACGUUUUGUAAAUCUGUACUUUUUCAGAUAUCGAAUGCCUUAUUUUUGAAUUCUUUAGAUUUUUAAAUUGGAGGAAAAGCACUUAAAAGUUUUUAUAUAUAAAUAUUUCCUGUACAAGUGUUAAAUACAUAGCCUGAGCGCAAGACACCCUGCUCUCACCCUCGUCCAAGGGCUCCUUUUCCGUCUGUCUGUCCUCUUGGUACGUUGUACCAUGUGCUUCACCAAGUCUUCACUGGACAUCUGCGCUUCACCAGAGCUUCACAUCAGCCUGUGUGUCCUCACUUGUAUGAGGAAGAGGAGUAUUGGUAGCUGCCAGCUCACAAAUGGGAAAACCAUGUAACUUCUGCUUCCUGUCCCGCUUAGAGCAGCAGCAGCAGAGUGGCAAGGGGAUCUGGCUGAGGGCCAGGCACCGUCAGCACCUAUUGUAGUGACUUUUCAGGGAGAUUCUGGUUUACCAAGCUGUGAAAUGCCAUCUGAACCUGUCCUGUAUUCACUUGCUGAUGCUGUAAGACAGCUUCUGAUCAUUAAAGAGGUGUCCCGUUAGUUUCCCUUGGGGGUAAGGGAAGGCCUUGAGCACCAAGAGAAGGAGCCGUGCAGAGUGAAUGGAGUUACUGUAACAUUUGGCUGUGGACCAUGGGGUCAGGUCUGUAUGACAGAGGCUCCACAUCCGCAUAACCUGCUGGGCUUAAAGACGUUUGGGGUUGUAAAUGUUAAUGUGGUCAUUUCUUGCUUGUGUUCUGUAAACCAAGCUUGAUGGCUACAGUAAAGAUCAAGUCCUCUUUUUCUCCCAGCAGUACAA